This is a messenger RNA of Malassezia sympodialis ATCC 42132, 4266 nucleotides long. It is a transcript of the gene IRE1, whose product is annotated as bifunctional endoribonuclease/protein kinase IRE1. Gene Ontology annotation, biological process: mRNA processing; IRE1-mediated unfolded protein response; intrinsic apoptotic signaling pathway in response to endoplasmic reticulum stress. Lineage: Eukaryota; Fungi; Basidiomycota; Malasseziomycetes; Malasseziales; Malasseziaceae. Gene Ontology annotation, cellular component: IRE1-TRAF2-ASK1 complex. The record is from RefSeq and is a predicted model, not a curated record. Gene Ontology annotation, molecular function: ATP binding; RNA endonuclease activity; protein serine/threonine kinase activity.
AUGUCUACUACAGUUCUCAUUACGGGUGUCACUGGCUUUAUUGCCUGCCAUGUGCUCGAAGCAGCACUUGCAUCUCCAGAAAAUUACCGCGUGCGUGGAACUUUGCGAUCCAUGUCGAAAAAAGAUGAAUUGCUGGCACGCCUUUUGCCGGAAGACCGAGAACGCGUGGAGCUUGUCGAGGUCGCCGAUACAGCCUCCUCUGAUCUAUCAGAAGCAGUACGUGGCGUGAGCUACAUCUUCCAUGUAGCUUCGCCGUUCAAGACAAAAGUUGAGGAUACGGAAAGAGACCUCCUCAAACCGGCUAUCGACGGUACACUGAACCUGCUCAGGUAUGCGAACAAGGAACCUAGUGUCGAAAAAGUCGUGAUUACCAGCUCAUUCGCAGCUAAUAUUGAUCUUCAUGCUGGCGGCCUCAGUCGCCCUGGGUAUAUAUACACCAGCAAAGACUGGAACCCGGGUACAUACGAGCAAGCCAAAAAUGCCCAAGGGCCUAAUGCUGGCAUGUUUGCAUACUGUGUCUCCAAGGUUUUGGCUGAACGGGCAGCUUGGGAAUUCUUGGAAAAGGAGAAGCCCUCCUUCACGCUGGCCACGAUCAACCCGCCGAUGGUCUAUGGCCCAACCAUUCAACCAGGUAUUCACCGCAAAACCCUAAACGAAUCGAGUGCAUUGCUCUACAACCUAAUUAAUGGUAGCGAUGCCGUGCCUCAGAACAUACUCCCUGCUUUCUGUCAUGUGAAGGAUGUGGCUACGGCCCAUGUGCGUGCGGCGGAGUUGCCAGACGCGAUGGGUCGCCGCUACUUACUAUGUGGUGGCAUGCUCAGCGCUAACCAUGCUGUAAAAUUCAUUGCAGAGCACUACCCUCUUUUGCAGUCGAAGCUCCCUAAGGGCUGGCAGGAAGCCGCGCAGCAAUUGCCAGAUCUCAGCAAUGUCGCUCAACUGGAUACUUCUGACGCCAAAAAAUACUUGGAGAUGGAGUUCCGCGACUGGGAAACGACCCUGAAGGACUGCGUAGACGAUCUGCAACGGCUUGAGCAGCGCAUAUGGGCCAUGCGGGUUGGCGUGCUGGUUGCGCUGGUGGUGAGUGCACUCAGUGCCGUAGUGUACGGCGCUUCUGAGCGAAGCAUUGCACAGGCACAUACGGAUGCACACCUCCCAUACGCGGUCUUGCCUCCCGAGCCCUUGGCGGUACAUGAUCUCGAGCUCUCUAAUGUGCUACUUGUCACAUCGAUUGACGGCGCACUCCAUGGACUUGAUCGUACUUCAGGGCGUGAAUUAUGGUCUUUGGCAUCGUCAACAAAGUAUAACGAGUUUGAGCCACUUGUUUCUUCCACAUAUGACUCUCGCACGGUCGAACAACUAGCCCGUGAUGCCAUGACAUACAGCGACCCGACAUUAAUUCAGGCACUGCAAGGAACGGGAAUUUAUAUUGUGGAACCAUCAUCAGGAGGUGAUUUGUAUCUGCUGCGGAUUCCCUCUGGUGCUCCGCAUCCACAGCUCGAGAAGCUUCCAUUCUCGUUGCCGGACUUGGUGACCUUGAGCCCUUUUUCCUUAAGCUCGGACGAUACCCGCAUUUUCGUGGCUGAAAAACGAACAUCACUAGUUGAGUUGAAUGUAUUCACUGGGAAUAUCCGCGCUUUAUACAGCAGCGGCGAAAGUGCUACUAUGCCGGCCGAAGCGCGGACGCCCCCCUCCUAUUCCUCGGCAGACCACAGCUACGAGGGCGAUCUGCCGGAUGACGGGGCUCUAGAGUCGCCUUGGGUCUACAUUGGGCGCACAGAAUAUACGCUGCGUGUACACGUGCGGGACCAGCCACAUUCCAUGCAAACGCUGCACUUCCGUGCCUAUACACCGAACAGGGCUGACCAAGAUGUGGUUGUCCUGUGGCAGCAGACGCUACAGCCAGCAGACCACCGUGCAAUUCUAACAUCACCCCAGAACUCGACCCUAGUGUGCUUUGACCUGCGUCUUGCUCGUAAUCCUUCCAGGUUCACUUCGCAGCCCAUCCCUCCGGUUCUCUGGUCUUCAACACUGGCAUCAGAAGCUAUUGACGUUUUUGAUGUCGUAUUCGCGCCCCCGCCUAUAUCCUCACUGGAUGCGCCACUUCUGCGACCUGUUAUUGUGCCUCACUCGGCUGGUAUACUUCCCGCUAUCCUGGAUCGCCAAUCGCAGCCGCAACGAUCGGACAGCCUCGCAGGUGCCUUCCUGGGCGUAUCGCCCCAGGGAAGCCUUUUUGCCAUGGGCAGCGGCCGUUAUCCUCUCGUGGAAUUCGCUGAGUCCGCUGCCGUGCUCCAUCCGAACAAGCCUUUGUCUGAAUUGCCCCUUUCAAGCCCUGCAGCAGGGCUGCUUCGCCCUUGGAUUGGCGGGUAUCAGGUGCCUCAGGUGACUGUUGCCAACCACAUCCCACGACUCGGUGGCCCUGUCGCUGUGCCACUGCUUGCAGCACCACCUGAGCCGGUUCGUUCGAUGCGACUUUCAAAACGACUUCUUGCACAAUUAUUCGCCCUUCUGGCCCUUGUGUUAAUCAUGUUGCGCGGCGCCUAUCUAAUUUGGCGUGACUCUCGGCCCGUGCUUAUGUCUACAGCGUCUUUGACAUUUGACGACUCCAAAGCACUCGGAGCCAAGCCUGAUUCCGCUGAAGUCAAGACAGCCGUAUCGAAACCGGAUGAUACUCAGGACACUCACCUACCUGCUGAGGACGCAGGGCCCCGUGCCACCGAGACUAUUGAUGAAACUCUUAGCUCCGCAGCGGACUUGGCAAGUGCAGACAAUGAUCUCAAAAAAAAGCGCCGACGUCGUGGCAAGCGGGCUGGUGCGGCUGUGUCUGCACGACAGACCCGGCGCGAAGGCUCACAGGAAGCUGCUCAGGAUGUCUCUACAAAUAUCAAACCCAGUAACUCAAGUACUUUCAAUACUUCGGAGACUAAACCCGAAUCUGAUGCGACAUCCUCAAGUAUCGAAGCAGCCGCCUCAGGGACUCUGAAGGCUCCUGGGUCCGUUUCAGGAUCUAGUCAGCCAAAAUCACUGCAGAUCUCUGAACAAGUACUGGGGUAUGGCUCCUCUGGCACUGUCGUGUUCCGCGGUACUUUCCAGGGCCGUGCGGUCGCCGUCAAGCGUUUGCUACGCGACUUUGUGGAAAUGGCUUCGAAGGAAGUGUCUCUACUCCAGUCGGCUGACAAUCAUCCAAAUGUAAUCCGCUACUUUUGCCAGGAGCUAACACCCAACUUCCUGUAUAUUGCGUUGGAGCAAUGCCCUGCUAGUCUGGCGGAUUUGGUGGAACGACCACUUGAGCAUGAUGAGCUGGCCUCUUUGUUGGAGCCCCGUGAAGCUCUGCGACAGAUUACAGCAGGUCUACAGCACCUGCACUCUCUUUCGAUUGUGCACCGGGACAUCAAACCUCAAAAUAUUCUCGUGACGCUGACGUCGACACAACGUCUGCGCUUCCUACUCUCUGACUUUGGUCUAUCAAAGCGUAUCGACAACAUGGUAAACAGUACUGUAAGUCAGUCUAUUCAAGCAGGCGGUACUGUUGGAUGGCGUGCGCCCGAGCUGCUACAGGCACAGACACUGUCUCAGAAGGGUCUCGGCUCGCGACUGACCCGGGCUGUCGAUAUUUUCUCGUUGGGUUGUGUUGCUUUCUACCUAUUUACGCGUGGCGAUCAUCCUUUUGGCGAGCAGUACGAGCGGGAGAUCCGUAUCCUGCAGCAUCAAGCGGACCUGUCCGCCCUGGAAAAAUUCAGCGACGAUACCAUUGAGGCACAAUCGCUGAUUGAAAACAUGAUUCAGGAACGGCCGAACCUGCGACCGACGGCGGUGGAGGUCAUGCGGCAUCCAUUCUUUUGGAGUGCUCAGCAGCGCCUCACCUUUUUACAGGAUGUCAGUGACCGCUUUGAAAUGCUAGAGCGUGACCCACCGGCCAUGGCGAUUGAACUUUUGGAACGUGAUGCUGUCGCCAUUGUCGGCACAGACUGGCGGAAACGUUUUGACCGGGGCUUUCUGGACGACUUGGGCAAGUUUCGCAGCUACAACCCGGCGAGUGUACAGGACCUACUCCGUGUGAUCCGCAACAAAAAGCAUCAUUUUAAUGACAUGCCCGUGGCUUUGAAAAAGUCGCUUAGUCCUAUGCCCGAAGGUUUUCUCAUGUAUUUUACUCGGCGAUUCCCCCACUUGUUCUUACAUGUGUACCAAGUACUCAUGAACCUCCCGCUACUUCGGAGCGAGCCGACUUUCCGCCACUACUAUGAAGCUGAUGUCAUGUCAUUCCACUAA